AUGGAUGGAUCCGCAGGGUCUCGCAAACGGAGGAAGUUAUCCGCUUCCCAGGCAGCACCCUAUGUUCUACGUCAAUUGCUCGACAAUGUCCCGAUAGAGCCGGAGAGCGUCGAAGCGGACGUUCAUAUUACAUGUGUAGAAUUCUGGAGUGAGUAUGACGUCCUCAGUUUUUUACGAGAAGAGCUAACAUUGAUGUUCGAAGACGACAACCUGUAUAUAGGCACCUCCGCGGCUGAGAUCCUUCACUUUGUGUCCAUACCGCCAGAACCCACUGACGAAACCAACGAGCCCACGUUCAUCCUAGCAUCGCGAUUGCAGAUAACCGGAAAAGCGAAGAAGAAAAAUGGAAUCCAGCAGAUUUUACUACUUCCCACCGUUUCCAAGGCUUGUGUUUUGUGCAACGGUGUUGUCACCUUUUACUCGUUGCCUGAACUGAGUCCCGCCUUUGAAAACACCAAAGUGAGCAGUCAAUGGAUCGGGGGUGUGGACUUGAAUCAAAAUGAGACGGAUAAUGCGGCCAACAAACCGGUCAUCAUGAUCGCACUCUCCGAUCGUUUAAUGCUUGUUCGAAUCGGAGACGUAGCGCAUAGGCUUAGGUAUAUUGAAUUCCCAGGGUGUCUGGUAGGUGCACGGCGAGACACGAUCGCUUGUGUUGCCGAUGGAACUGCAUAUUCAUUGUUGGAAGUUGAACAUCAGCAAAAAAUUCCCCUUUUCCCUAUCUCUUCGACGAGUGAAGUUUUCGAGUCUGGUCAUGUCGAGGAUAUACCACAAUCGACAUCAAACCUCAAACGCUCUUCUUCCACAAGUCACGCCAAUUCAAAGGCUGACAAGAGAAGCGAACAUAGUAGAAGUACCAGUUUGAAUACGUUCGCAGGAGGACUGGGUGCCAAUAAUGAUAGCUUACAUCCCAGUCUAAACGAUCGUUCCAACAAUUCGACUCCUGGUCCGUCGGACAAUGAUACGCCUCGGAGGUCUGUUUCAAGAGAUCGGCGUGACAUUGAUACAUCGAAGGACUUACCCACACCUCCAAAAGAAACUGCAGAAGACAAGCAGAAGCCGCUGCCGCCAGCUCCCAAGCUAGGCAUUGCUAGCCUAAAACCGCAUAUAGUCUCCCCAACGCCGUCAGAGUUCCUUCUGGUUACUGGCACCCAGGAAAGUGAGCCUGGAGUUGGCAUGUUUGUCAAUACAGACGGCGAUGUUGUUAGGGGCACAAUUGAGUUUCAACGGUACCCAGAAGCCGUUAUUGUCGAUGCUCCAUCCGAAUCCCAUCACAGCUCUGGAAAUCCAGGUUCCUCCGAAGGAUACGUUCUCGCUAUCAUUAACUUGAAAGAGGAAGACAGCGUCAACAAGUACCUUGAAAUACAGCGAUGGGAUGUUGAACCAGGAGAGUAUGGACGUCAGAAAACCCUGGUGCAAAUACCGGCUGUAGACGGAUUCGAGAUUGCCCACGUUGGUAUUAAACAUACAACCAGUUCAAGCAAGCUUGAUUUCUAUGAGCUUGGAGAGACUCUUCGAUUGGUCAGGUUGAAAACGCCGCAUACUGGAGAAGAUGCCCCUGAGGAGACUGACCCACGGACCAAUGCAACCAUUGAACAGGUACGCAAAGAGAAAGAACUGUUCGAGUCUCAGGAGCUGACAGAUUCCGAAUCUGGCAAAAAGGCGGGGUCUACACAAACGUUGGAACUGGAAAGGACGAAAGAGGAGUCUGCCUUUGCCCAUCGUCUUGGAUAUAUUCAAACUCAUUUGGUUUUGUGGUCUGGAAAUCGGAUUUGGAGAGUCACCAAGAAUCCGUUACCUUUACAACUGGACGGGCUUCUUCAGAGUGCGCAGACAUGGGAGGAAGGUCAGUUCAAAUCAGUUGAUAGAGAUGCGGUUAUUGAUCUACUGAACUCCAUCAAAUCUACUGAUCCUACGACUGAAGCCGAAUUCUAUGGUCUGGAAUAUAUCAAACAGAAAGCUGGCUUGAUCCUUUUCGCAGACCUACUUGCAAUGGACCCCAACAAUAGAAGCGAGAGUACAAUACGUGUCACUGAAGAAGUCCUUGUGGAAAGCAACUUAGACCCUCGCCUUAUUCUAUUUAUGGUCCCCUUUCUAGCGGAGGAGGUCCUUCAAUCAAAGAAAGGAAUCUGGGUUCACCGAGGCCUGGCUCGCGAAGCGGAAUUCUACCUAGACCAUUUGGCCGAGUCAAAAGCUAUGCCUGACAUUCCUGAUGAAGCGUUGCUAAAUAUGGUGAAACGUUAUCUGAGUGCUUGGCAGAGAAAAAGAGGUUACGGGAGUGUGACGGACGAAUCAAACGUAUUUGAUAGUGUUGACGCAGCUCUACUGCACUUAAUCUUGGAGCAAGAAGCGCGACUCAGGAGAGCGUCCCAGCCAGUGACAAGAGCCACCCGCAACGAGUUGAACGGACUGGUAGAUGACUGGAAGGGAAAUUUUGAUCGCGCGGUCUCACUAUUAGAGCGGUACCAUCGACUUUUUAUUCUCAGCCGACUCUAUCAAAAACGCAAAAUAUACGGAAAGGUACUCCGAACCUGGCAAAGAAUUGCCAAUGGGGAGAAAGAGGAUGACACAGAUAUUACGAUUGCCGUAGUGGAAGUGCAUGUCCGAAAAUAUCUUCCCAAAAUACGCGAUCCGCAACUGGUUGAGGAAUAUGGAUCAUGGCUGGCAUCGCGGAACCCUAGCUUGGGUAUCCAAGUGUUUUCGGAUGAUAGUGCAAAGGUCAAAUUGGAACCUGACAAGGUGGUACAACUGUUGAAGAAGCGAGCGCCAGAUGCCGUUCAGGAUUUUUUGGAGCAUCUUGUUUUUUCCAAGAACCAUACUCAAUAUGCAGAUGAUCUCAUUGCAUACUAUCUCGACACGGUCAUCAAUGUCCUCCAGGCAUCUUCUGAAGCACGCAUAUCUCUCAGGGAGUCAUAUUCUACAUACCGUGCCCUACGACCGCCUAAGCCUACGUAUCUUACUUUCAUCAACGAAAAUGCACCACAAGAGAGCUGGUGGCAGUCACGUUUGAGACUCUUACAGUUAUUGGGCGGACCCAACACGGUUUUUACGUCUAGUACUGGGGCCAGCAAUCUGUCCUACUCUGUUUCGGCCGUACUUGCCCGUAUCGAGCCUUUUCAGAAUGAGUUGGUGUCUGAAAGUAUUAUUCUAGAUGGCCGUCAAGGGCGACACAAAGAAGCAUUGCGUCUUUUGACUCAUGGACUCGGGGAUUACGAUUCCGCAAUUCGAUACUGUAUUUUUGGCGGAAUAUCAAGCUCUCAACCUGCAGCUACGAUUUCUCUACCGCCACCUUCCGAUGAUGUUGCAUAUACAGAGCCGGCCUUGUUAUUCAAGCAUCUGUUGUCGGAAUUUCUUCAGAUUGAAGAUGUAUCCGACCGAAUUGAGAGGACCAGUGAUUUGCUGGCUAAAUUCUCACGCUGGUUUGAUGUUAAUGAGGUCCUGGCUACAGUUCCUGACGAUUGGAGCGUUGAUAUUCUCAGCGAAUUUCUUGUACAUGUUUUCCGGGAUCUUGUCUCUCAAGGAAGAGAGACAAGAGUACAAAAGGCGCUGAGUGCUAGCCUUAACCUUCGGGUCAGCGUCGAGUACUCGGAAGACGUGGAGAAGCGGGGAGGCUGGAUCGAAGAUGAUCAAGGUUUGAGGAGUCUGAAGGUGGCUGUACCUGGUCAAACAGACGACGAUGCUGAUGAUUUUGGGGAAAUGAUUGAUGCGAGGUAA
Messenger RNA from Talaromyces amestolkiae, 3711 nucleotides. RefSeq lists its product as uncharacterized. Gene Ontology annotation, biological process: endosomal vesicle fusion; vesicle-mediated transport; autophagy. Gene Ontology annotation, cellular component: fungal-type vacuole membrane; cytoplasm. The transcript has 2 exons. The record is from RefSeq and is a predicted model, not a curated record. Bases 1 to 3711 code for a protein of 1236 amino acids. NCBI's taxonomy places the organism in Eukaryota, Fungi, Ascomycota, Eurotiomycetes, Eurotiales, Trichocomaceae.